Exophiala oligosperma is the source of this 2469-nucleotide messenger RNA. RefSeq lists its product as uncharacterized. Gene Ontology annotation, molecular function: transmembrane transporter activity. The transcript is spliced from 4 exons. Gene Ontology annotation, biological process: transmembrane transport. Lineage: Eukaryota; Fungi; Ascomycota; Eurotiomycetes; Chaetothyriales; Herpotrichiellaceae. The coding region runs from base 250 to 1755 and encodes 501 amino acids. The record is from RefSeq and is a predicted model, not a curated record. Gene Ontology annotation, cellular component: membrane.
CGAACAUAUUGCUGCAUGUGCCGAAAUGCUUCUGUACAUCAGAGACAGCACGCCAUCUAUGCGUGGAAGACGCCAUUGCAGUGAUCAACAUCUGUCGCAGUUGACAUCUCCACUACCAUGAUACCCUGAUCGGAAGGUAGUACCUCAACCUACGCCAGCCCGGCAGAACAGAUCCGGAUUUAAAAGAGCUUGGGAGAAUCCAAACUCUAGGUUGCACGAGGCACCGGGAAGCAAGGAAAGAACAUCAUAAUGGCGUUUCAUGGCGACAGUAAAGAGGUCGAGCUCAAAAACCCAACGGCCAGCGUCGACGACAGCGACCAUUCCCGAUCACCACUUCAUAACCCUACCUCAAGCUCCGACGAUGCCAUCCAAGCAAAGCCAAGUCUGACAUGGAGGUCGUAUAUUUGGGACAGUCUCGACAAGUCUCCGGAAGAGCGGCGGUUCUUGUUCAAGCUUGACGCCGCCGUCCUCACGUUUGCAUCUCUGGGAUAUUUCAUCAAGUACCUCGACCAGAUAAACAUCAACAAUGCAUUCGUGAGUGGAAUGAAGGAGGAUUUGGGCCUGUAUAAGAACCAGCUAAACUAUAUGCAAACAUGCUGGACCGUCGGAUACGUCCUGGGAGAGAUACCUUCGAACAUGGUCCUCACACGCGUCCGUCCAAGCAUAUGGAUCCCAACGAUGGAACUCAUCUGGACCAUUCUCACAUUCUGCACCUCCAAAUGUAACAGCGCGAGUUCGAUCUACGCCAUCCGCUUCCUCGUCGGUCUUGCAGAGUCCACUUUCUAUCCAGGCAUGGUCUACGUGAUUGGAUCUUGGUACAGACGAGACGAACUUGCCAAACGCUCCUGUAUUUUCCACACCAGCUCUGCGAUAGGCAGUAUGUUCUCUGGCUACUUGAUGGCAGCUGUAUACCAUCUAGGCGGAAAAGGUGGUCUCAAAGGAUGGCAGUGGCUUUUCGUCAUCGACGGUGUAAUUUCCCUGCCUGUCGCACUGUCCGGCUACUUUCUGCUCCCUGAUGUGCCUGAGAUCACAAAGGCAUGGUACUUCAAGCCUCACGAGCGCGAGUUCGCCAAGAAACGCAUGAAGCUCGAAGGCCGUGCCGACCGCGCCCCUUACACCAAAGCCAAGUUCAAGAAGAUCUUCACCUCCUGGCACAUUUACUUUCUGGUGCCCUUGUACAUGCUGUUCAACAACGCGGGCGCAGGAGUCUCCCAGCCCACGUUCGCGCAGUACCUCAAGGACUCAAAGAGCCCCAAAUACACCAUCUCGCAGAUCAACGUAUACCCCACGACGACGUACGCGGUGCAGAUCGUCAGCACGCUCGUGUACGCGUGGACCUCGGACACGAUUUUGCGUGGCGCACGGUGGCCGCCCAUCCUUUUCGGUGCAGCGGUGAAUAUCGUCUGCUACGCUAGCCUGGCGGUGUGGGACAUUCCCACGGGGUGGCAUUGGGCGUGUUAUAUCCUGGCCGGAUGCGGCGGGGGGCUGAGCGGCCUAUGCAUGGCGUGGGCUCACGAGAUCUGUUCCGAAGAUAACGAGGAGCGAGCCAUCGUCACGGGAUCCAUGAACGAGAUAGCCUACGUGUUUCAGGCCUGGCUGCCGCUGGUCGUGUGGCAGCAGGUCGAUGCGCCACAGUACCACCGUGGCUUCGUGACGUCGGCAUGCCUGUCUGCAGGCUUGAUCGUAGUCGCCAUGGCCGUACGGUGGUUGUGGAAGUGGGAACUCGCGCGGAAUAAGCAGAUCAGCCUUGCCUGAGGAAACCAAAGCUUUUCGUACGAAGUUCCGCUACAGGUGUGAGCUUUUGCUUACCCCUGGCAGUCGAACACGCUGAUGUGCUGAACUGUGACACAAGAGAGGUGGAGGUGUGAGCAAAAUCAUCCCCUUUUGGACAGGAAAGCGUUGUAUAAGAAAUUUACGUUUCGAACAACCAAAAACUCCGUAAUAUCUGUCUGAAUUUGCUCUGUGGGCAGGAAAACGGAGAGCGUGGUCCUCUUUUUGUGAACUUUGGUCGCAUUGCUCACUCUGAAGCUCCCUUAACUGAGGAAGGAACUGGCCCACGCAUCAGAGUACCGACACAACUUGCUCUGUCGACCUUUCCUUCCGCCGGAUAGAGAAUGGCGAUGUACAUGGAUUUGCAACAUGUCGGCCACUGGCAAAGGGAUCAGAAGGUACAUCAAUGACAAGUAUUCGAUCUCACUUUCGGUAGAUGUUUGCAAGGCGCGAAUGGCUAGCCAAAAGGGAAGAAGGUGUAGUUUUAUACCGGGACAGAGCGCUGUCUCAUUCCCUUUCAAAAAGUCGGAUGCUUGGAUUGUUUCGUCUCCUGAGGUGAUCCUGGCCCCUCUGUUUUGGCCGGCAGUCCCCAAGCACUUUUUGUUCCGUAACCGAUAGGGUAUACUCUAUUCCAGUAAUCGAUCCCCGAGGGAACAAUUCCAGAUGACGGUCUUUUCAGCUAAACUCUAGUGAACGAGU